This is a messenger RNA of Limulus polyphemus (Atlantic horseshoe crab), 2525 nucleotides long. Its product is annotated as M-phase phosphoprotein 8-like. Gene Ontology annotation, molecular function: DNA binding; chromatin binding; zinc ion binding. Lineage: Eukaryota; Metazoa; Arthropoda; Merostomata; Xiphosura; Limulidae. Gene Ontology annotation, cellular component: pericentric heterochromatin. The transcript is spliced from 11 exons. Gene Ontology annotation, biological process: negative regulation of transcription by RNA polymerase II; chromatin organization. The record is from RefSeq and is a predicted model, not a curated record. Bases 178 to 2385 code for a protein of 735 amino acids.
UUGUGUGUGUUUAUUUUAACUAAGUACUCUGUGUUGGAAAAGAAGGGACUUACUUUAACAAUGGAAAUUUCUCAUGUGAGGAGAUAUUUUAGUGAGCACACCAUCUGGUGACUGCAAGAGUGCUGUGUUUUCAUCUUCACUUAAGCAUUGAAACUGAGAUGAGAAUCUGCUGACAGGAUGGUGGGAAAAAAACAUCCAUUUUCCACCUUCAAGAGUAAACCUAGACAUUCUCUGGCUUCUGGUGCACAAAAGAAAAUGAAACAGCAAAGAAGAGUGUCCACCAGUUUAAAACCUCCGUCCACAUCAACUGUUAGACCAGAUGAAAGAAAGAAAGAAGAUUUUCUGAAAUGUGGGCCUUGUGGAUCUAUUUUUCACACUCUUACCACCUUCAUAACCAUAAAAGGUAUGGUUACCGGUUGUCAGUCACUGAGACUCUCUAGUUCUACUACAGCUAAAGAAAGCUCCAGUAGUAGCUUGAAGUCACAUUUCUUGAAGGCUGAUCACACCCAUAAAAGAACAGUGCCUCAUUCUACUUCUGGUAAAAAUCCUUCAUCAGUGAAUGCUGCUACAAAAAAGCCAUCUGCUACGAAUAUAUUUGAAAGAAAUACUCCAGAUACAAAUCGAGAUGAAAGAAAAACUUCAGAUACAAGCUCUUCCAACAGUACUGGGCGACAGAUCCGCAUCCCCAAAUUAACCCCAAAGAUGCUAGCAUUACAACAGGAGAAAAUGAAUUUUAAAAUGGGUAUUUUUCCUACUCAGAGGGAAUCAACAAUUAAGGAGAUAAAGUCACCAGAAGUUUCUGUGAAGGGUACCAAGCAGGCUUGUGGAGAAUGUGAAGGUUGUUUACGAGUAGAAGACUGCGGUGAAUGUGCCACAUGUCUGGAUAAAAAAAAAUUUGGGGGCCCAGGAAGAUUGAAGAAGAAGUGCUUGUUGAAAAGUUGUGAAGAGUUUACUAUCAACAGAGUGUAUCAAGUAGAGAAGGUCCUGGGUAAAAGAUACCACCAGGGGGUACUUGAGUAUCUGUUAAAGUGGAAAGGAUACCCAAGUUCUGAAAACUGCUGGGAACCAGAAGUGAACAUUCUCAGUAAGAACUUGAUUGAAGAGUUUGAGAAGCAGCAAGAGGUUGACGGGAGAAAAGGAAGAGAGAGGGCUUACUCCCCAGAACCAGUAAGAAGGAAGAUAAAAUCCCCUGCCAGGAAGUUAAGAGAGAAGUAUAUGUCCCCCAGACUACAACUGAAUAGCGUUAAAAUCCCAAGAACAUCAUCUAAUGAAUCCGUUACUGAAGUAGAAAAGAAACGGGCUAGAGAGAAAACUGAUUCUCCUGAACCAGUCACUAAAUUAAUCAAACUGGAAGUAGAGGAAUCUCCAAAAGAAUGUGAUCACCAGGAAGCCAAGGAACCAGCAAAUAAAACAUCUAGAGAAAACGAAUCUCUUGAACAUACACCAGUUGAACAAGAAGUGAGAGAACUGAUCGAGACAGAUUCUGCUUUACCAGAGCCUGAAGCAACAAUUUCUCAGAAAAACACUGAAUUAGAUCAAGAAGUAGGAAAAGUAACAAAGAAACAUCAUUUAUCUCAAGAUCCCAAAACUAUUAAACCUGCCAUGAUUAUAAAAAAUACAGAAAACAAACAUAGUAAAAAAGAAAUAAUGCUACAAAAAGACACAUUUUAUGAACAGAUUGGUUUGCAGAAAAAACGAGGCAGGGGACGUCCUAAAGGAACCAGAAAAGUUGGUAGACCUAGAAAAACUGAGGUUCGUGUAGGACGAAUCACAAAAAUGAAAGAAAAAUUUGCAAUUUUGAGAAAACAAAAAUCUUUUCACAGGCUGAAAUCACUAUUUCCUGCAACAAUGAAACCGAAAGGGAGUGUUGAUAACAAUGAACAGAAGUUAACAACUAAUAAUACUUCACCAAAUAAUUAUGAUAAUGGAGAUUUUGAACUAGAGGAAUUUGACAAAGAUGAAGACCAAAUAAUUGAUGAAAAAGGAAGGACCAUCACUGAUACAGAACAAAUUACAUCUUCAGAAAGUGAGGGUCGAAACAGACGUUCCACUAGUCUUGCUGCUCGAAAUUUCAUCAAGUCUGUGUGUCGAAGAAUACAAAACACAAAGAAACUGGAAAAAAUUUGGGCUGACAAUGAAAAUAAGAUUCUUCAGAGGCGGUUUCUGGAGGAUUCUUCAGGUAGUGAAUGGGAAGAUGAAGAUGAUGAGGUUGCCUCGGAAGUUUCUAAUGAUAAGCCAGAUGAGGAUGGUGAUCCACAAAAAAAAGUGCCUAUGGUUAACAGAUUACUGUUGUUAGAAAAUUUCUUUAGAAAACCUUUUUUUUUCUUUUACCUGAAAGCUAUAGGUCUGGUCUGUUUGGACACAAUGGAAGAUAUCGUGGUAUGAAAGGAUUUCCAGGGAAAUUAGACCGAUUACGAAUGUUUUACAAUGUACAGAACCUACCCGAUUCUCUGAAGAAAAAGCCUGGAAGAAAGCCAAAAUCUUUUUUUGAGGGUCAACCUCUUAGUUUUUUCCAUGGCAUUACU